Theobroma umbraticum is the source of this 1182-nucleotide messenger RNA. RefSeq names its product protein CONTINUOUS VASCULAR RING 1-like. Gene Ontology annotation, cellular component: Golgi apparatus. Gene Ontology annotation, biological process: stem vascular tissue pattern formation. Lineage: Eukaryota; Viridiplantae; Streptophyta; Magnoliopsida; Malvales; Malvaceae. The record is from RefSeq and is a predicted model, not a curated record.
ACAUCUCCUUGAAAAAUCCUCACAUGCUACAGCUCUGACCUCACCCGUCCCACGAGUCACGACCCGAUCCCUCUGUCAUUAUUUUACUGUAUUAUUCUUUUUUAAAAAAUAUAAAUAAAUUAUUCAAAAAAUAAAAAACACGGAAAGCAGCCAAAUUGCGGAAGCAGAUUUCAAAGGGCCCUCCCUCAACUCCAAAUGUACCAAAAUUGAAACUCUUCCUGUUUAGUGUUAUUUUUUUUCUUCUUCUUAACUGAUAAACAGCGAGUUGAGAUAAAGGGUAGAAGCGACCUAGGGUUUUUGGAUUAUUGAGGAGGGGAUUAGCAGCGGCGUUUCUGGCGAUGGCAGAUGAAAAAUCGACGAUCGUGAUGGCGAGUAGAGAUAGAGAGAUUAGGGAUCGAGAGCUUCUAAUCCCGGUCGCUGACUCCGUCCAUGAUGAUUCCUCCAAACCUUCUUCUUCAUCUUCUUCGCAUCACACGGGCCGCGAGACCUUUUAUAAAGUUGUCAGGAGCUGGGCUUCAAAGAAGUUCAUGACAGGAUGUGUCAUUCUGUUUCCUAUUGCAAUCACUUUCUACAUAACAUGGUGGUUUAUUCACUUUGUGGAUGGCUUUUUCUCUCCAAUUUAUGCUCAACUUGGAAUUGAUAUAUUUGGUAAGCAUCUUGUUUAUUUAUCAAUUAAAAACAUUUUGUGGCCCUUCUCAUCUAGACCUGUGAACUUGUUGCACGAUUGUUAAAUCGUUUACUCUUUUCCCCCUUUUAUUUGACCCUGGAGUUUGUAAACUCGUGUUCUCUUUCCUCAAGGCUUCUGAAUGAUGAGGAUUAUAGUGACCUACACUUUUAUGAGAGAUUGUGACAACAGCACUGAUCAUUGUGAGUGCUAGGAUGUUAUUGUAGGAAACUGGAGGAAUCAUUGGUUAUCGUCCAUCAUCUUUGCUGAAGUUGUUCUUUUGCCUGCAGCCUGUAUAAUACUUAUUAGUACUAUUCAUAUCAAAUUUCUGCAGAAUCAUACUUUGAUAGUAUGGAAAAUUUUGUUGGGGACAAUUUAGCCUAGGACAAAGUGCUUCUUAUUAGAUUAUAGUUUUACGUAUCUUUAACUGGAUAUCUUGCUGAAUAUGAUAUGUACUGCUAGAAAACUAAAAUGAUUUUUCCAGAGUGGCCUUUGGUAAUGAUUUUCCCAUCACAGAU